AUGGGUCUUCUAAAAGCGGCCACUCUCAAUCUCAUUCUUCUCCAAAUCCUGUUCCUCAGCUUGCUUUGCUAUCUCUUUGGGUCUCUCUAUCAAGAAACAACCCAUGUCCACAAUAUCAAUGUUCUUUAUGUCGACUAUGAUGGUGGAGCAAUAGGCGAUGCGGUUCGCGAGGCCUAUACUCAGCUUCAAGGCCCGGGAUUCCCGAACCUGAUUGAGAGGUCUCAACGGGAUUAUCCUACUCCUAACGACCUCGAGGGCACCAUUUGUGACAUCGAAUAUUGGGCUGCCUUUUACACCUCACCGAAUGCUUCCGAUCGCUUCACAGCUGCCCUCGCUGGUGGCUCGCUCGCUUCUUCCUAUAACAGAAGCGAUGUUCUCACGAUGGUCUGGAAUGAGGCACGCUACCCGUCAGUCUCGGACUCUGUUAUUUCUGAUCCCAUUCGGAAGCUAUCAGAAGUGGCACGAAUUGCAUUUACCGACCGAGGUGGAAAGCAAAUGAUACAAGCACUCAAUACAUCCAGCCCGGCUGCUAUUUCAGUCCUCUCUAGCCCAUGGAUGUUAACCUCGGUGGACAUCCAACCAACAACACAAGGCUCCCGAAUGAUCUAUAAUACACUAGUCAUCCUUUUGAUCUUGAUUCAGGAAUUCUUCUACCUGGGUUGCAUCAACAGCCUUUACCUACAGUUCCGACUCUAUACAGCCGUGUCGCCUCAUCGGAUCGUGGUAGUGCGUAUCAUUAUCUCUGCAGUGUAUACAUUUAUCGGCUCCCUAUGUGUCACAGGAGCAAUCUGGGCUUUUCGAAACGGCUGGCACGUGGACGGCAGUCAGUUCAUGCUAAACUGGAUGAUCCUAUGGCUAUUUGCCCACUUGAAUUUCCUCACUCUGGACGUGUUCUCGAUCUGGGCACCCCCUCCCUAUGUGCCCAUGGCAUUGAUCACGUGGAUUGUGCUGAAUGUCACCUCGAUUCUACUUCCAUUCGAACUUUCGCCAGCCUUCUUCCAGGUGGGCUACAUUUUCCCGGCGCACAGUGUCUUCCAGGUUCUCAUGGAUAUCUGGUCCGGUGGUUGCAACCCACAACUCAAUUACGCACUUCCCGUUCUGUUCUCUUGGGAGAUCCUCAGUCUCGCUUUCAGCUCUAUUGGUGUCUAUCGGCGUGCUCAUUUUGCCGCGAUCAAGAAAGAGGCGGAUGAUAAGGCAAUGCAAGAGCGCAUUGCGGCAGCAGUGGCAGUAAAGCAGGAGGCCCAGCUAGCGAGAAAGGAAUUGAACCCAGACGCCGGGACAGUUAAUACCGAAGAUGAAGGAAGAGCUGGCUUACAGAGACGGGGAACAAUCUUCACACUCGGUGAAGCGGAGGAAAUUGUCGAGAUUAUUCACCGCGAGUUGUCGCGCCCGAAGAGUCACAGGAGGGAAAGCCGUGACAAUCAAGGGCCAUGUUUUGACUUGCCCUUCACGCAGUAG
This is a messenger RNA of Aspergillus terreus NIH2624, 1458 nucleotides long. Its product is annotated as SNG1 family protein. Gene Ontology annotation, cellular component: membrane. The transcript has a single exon. Lineage: Eukaryota; Fungi; Ascomycota; Eurotiomycetes; Eurotiales; Aspergillaceae. The coding region runs from base 1 to 1458 and encodes 485 amino acids. The record is from RefSeq and is a predicted model, not a curated record.